AUGGGUGUGGAGCCUCCCAACUUCUCGUGGGUGCUCCCAGGCCGGCUGGCUGGGCUGGCGCUGCCGCGGCUCCCUGCCCACUACCAGUUCCUUUGGGAUCUGGGGGUGAGGCACCUAGUGUCCCUGACGCAGCGCGGGCCCCCUCACACCGACAGCUGCCCAGACCUCAUCCUGCACCGACUGCGCAUUCCAGACUUCUGCCCACCGGCCCCCGACCAAAUCGACCGCUUCGUGCAGAUUGUGGACGAGGCCAAUGCCCGGGGAGAGGCAGUGGCAGUGCACUGUGCCCUGGGCUUUGGCCGCACUGGCACCAUGCUGGCCUGUUACCUCGUGAAGGAACGUGGCUUGGCUGCAGGAGACGCCAUCGCUGAAAUACGGCGCCUUCGACCCGGCUCCAUCGAGACCCAUGAGCAAGAGAAAGCCGUUUUCCAGUUCUACCAACGAACCAAAUAA
Molecule: messenger RNA, 453 nt
Organism: Chrysochloris asiatica (Cape golden mole)
Lineage: Eukaryota; Metazoa; Chordata; Mammalia; Afrosoricida; Chrysochloridae
Gene: DUSP23
Product: dual specificity phosphatase 23
Exons: 2
Coding region: 1-453 (150 amino acids)
Biological process (GO): cilium assembly; protein dephosphorylation
Molecular function (GO): protein tyrosine/serine/threonine phosphatase activity
Source: RefSeq, a predicted model, not a curated record